Paraphaeosphaeria sporulosa is the source of this 849-nucleotide messenger RNA. RefSeq lists its product as uncharacterized. Bases 263 to 796 code for a protein of 177 amino acids. The record is from RefSeq and is a predicted model, not a curated record. NCBI's taxonomy places the organism in Eukaryota, Fungi, Ascomycota, Dothideomycetes, Pleosporales, Didymosphaeriaceae. The transcript has a single exon.
UCACAUGUUGUUACCAACGAUUUGGCGUGCGGCGUUGGUGACACGGAACUUGUCAUCACCACACUUACCGAUUCCAUACUGUUGCUGACCACGAAGUGAAUUAUACUGUCACAGUGGCCGAUAGUAAAACGUGACAUGCCUAUGAACUUCCAAGACAGAAAAUCAAAGUAAAGUCUCUUGAACCUAUCAUAAAAUGAGUUCUUACAGCUCUAGAAGCCUUUGCGUCAGCCCCGCUGUGUGUUCCCUCUGAGCGAACGAUUCAAUGCCCACACUCUUGACCUUGUAUUGUAUCAGGUCCAUCUCUGAACACCUCACACGUCAGCUUCCCAACCUUGCGUCAUCAACUAGCAUUGAGCACGCCGUCAUUCCAUGGCGCUUCACAUAUACAACAGUCCUCAACAAUCACCUGCCCUGCUAUGCUGGGUAUAUAUCCCUUCCCAAAACCUCUCGCCAACUACAACGUACAACACACCAGCAGCACAGAGCAACACAGCACAGCACAACGUACCAACCAAAGGAUCUUGCCAAUCAGAAAAUCAGCGACACUACGAUGAACCCUUCGCAGAGAUCGAAGACGAAUCAGCAAGCGACACAGGCUCCUGUGUUAGAGUGGUCCACCAACGCUGCUACUGGCGCGCGAUCUGUCCCUGAGCCCGAUUAUUGUCUGGGUGGUUCGGGCAAGCACAGUCCCGUGCGUUCAGCGGUAACGGGGAAGAAUCAGCAGGACAGUAAGAACGUGAGUGGGGUCAAGAUGGACAACAGAGCGUCCUGGUAUCCGGGAAGGAGUGGCUUUUGAUGAGGAUGAAGAAGCCCCAGUAAAUCCACAUGCCCACAUUUGACUUCACUAAG